This is a messenger RNA of Saccostrea cuccullata (small rock oyster), 2114 nucleotides long. RefSeq lists its product as uncharacterized. Lineage: Eukaryota; Metazoa; Mollusca; Bivalvia; Ostreida; Ostreidae. The record is from RefSeq and is a predicted model, not a curated record. The transcript has 2 exons. The coding region runs from base 93 to 1853 and encodes 586 amino acids. Gene Ontology annotation, biological process: protein monoubiquitination. Gene Ontology annotation, molecular function: protein binding; zinc ion binding; ubiquitin protein ligase activity.
UACAGAUCUCGUUCAAGUCUCAACUGAAAUCUCAUUUGACAUUCCAACGUCUAGCUGUCAACAAUGUCAUUUGUCGGUCAUUCAUAAAAGCUAUGGCAUUGUCUAAAAUUGAUAUUCCCCUCCCAGCCCAGCACUUUUUAGAAUGCGGCAUUGAAGACUGUGAAAGAAACUGCGAGUUCUACUGCAACCUUUGUCAUCAAAGAUUGUGUAAACAAUGCAGAGAUGAACAUCUGAAAAGUCCAGAAAACAAGAACCAUGAGGUGGUCCUUUACCAGCAACGAAAACGACAACUUCCUGUGAAGAAAUGCAAGAUCCACCCCACAAAAGAUGUGGACAUGUUCUGUGAAGAAUGCCAAGUUCCUGUAUGUUCUAAAUGUGUUACAAAGGGAGACCACCCAAAACAUACAUUUGUUGAUCUUGAAGCAGUCUACGCAGAAAAAUUUGCACUCUUCCAACAGGAAAUCUCCAAAAUUCACGAGUAUUUUCUCCCCACAUCACAAGAUUUACAGAAAGAGAUUAAAAAAGAUUCCUCAGAAAUCAAACACCUUAUGGACAACAUCAGAACAUCCAUGAAGACUGAAGGCGAGUCCCUGAAAAGUCUGGUGGACACAGUCAUAUCUGAGAACAUGAAGCAGUUAGACCAGAUAGAGCAUUCAGUGUUAGAAGAUCUAAACACCCAAGACAAGACCAUUGAUGAUUACAUCACUUAUCUUAAUAACCUUGUCAAAGAGCUCCACAGAUGCCUGACCUCUACAGAAACCCAGAAAUUAAUGUCUGAGAAGAAACCAAAGAUCCGAUCCAUACCAGAGACAACAAAACCAGUCACACCAGGAUUUACUGCUGGUCAAUACAACAAAAGUGAUGUCACCAAGUUACUUGGUAAAAUAUAUGUCCCCAACACUAAAGCAGAGAAGAGAGAAAUACAGCCCAUGGAAAGUGUCUACAAUACAGCAAUGAAACCUACACAUAAACAGAUGAAAGAGGACAGAAAGAAAUCUGACAAGAAACAAACAAUGUCUCUAUCUGCCUCUGUCACCAAGGUCAGGGAGUUCAAUGUACCAGGUGUUGAUGAAGUAUACCAUGUAUCACUAGAUCAAUUAGACAGACUCUGGAUCAGUGACUAUGAUGGUAAUCUUGUCCAAACAGAUCUACAGGGGAAUGUGAUACAGAAGAUAGAAACCUGGAGUGGAAUGAAAGGUUUCCAUACAGUGACACAGGGCAGGGAUCUGAUCUUUACAGACAAAUACAAGACAGUCAUCAAUAGGAUAACACAGGAUAAUAAUAUCACUGAAUUCAUUAAAACUGGAGACUGGUUACCUCUCAGUAUACACUCCUCCCACAUCAACGGUGACUUACUGGUGGGGAUGAUGAAAUUAACAGAGACUAAAGGACUGUUUAAAAUGAGGAAAAUUAAAAAGGAAAGUAAAGUCACAAGGUACAACAAGACGGGAAAAGAACUACAGAACAUUCAGAGGGAUAACAAAGGACAGGAUCUGUAUGGUGAACCAUGCUAUAUCACAGAAAACAUCAAUGGAGAUAUCUGUACAUCAGGCUAUGAUAAAGCAGCCGUAGUGGUGGUGAAUAAAUCAGGACAAUACAGGUUCUCCUACACAGGUCAGGCGUCAGAGUUCAGUCCUUUUGGAAUCUGUAUUGAUGUCUUCGGUCACAUCCUGGUGUCUGAUGAGAUCAGUAACUCUGUUCACCUCCUUGAUCAGGACGGUCAGUUCUUGUCUCUAUUACUCACACAACAACAAGGGGUAGAGUUUCCCCGUAGUGUGUGUGUAGAUGAUGAGAACAAUCUCUAUGUGAGACAACUAACCAACACACUGACAGUGUACAAGUAUUUACAGUGAAAAAUAACAUUGCAGUUACAUGUACUUAUUCUUUUAUACAACCAUUCUGUGUGUUUACAUGUCAUUACACAGUUGUAAUAUUUUUCAUUAUUAAACAAGUACAUGUAGACAUUUUAAAUCAUGUGUAUCAGUGGUAUACUGGAAAUGAACUGUUUUGCGUUAUAUACAAUAAAUGAUAAGUUAAAAAGACACUUUAGUUUCAAAAUAAUCUAGAUGCUAUACAUGUUAAAGGUGAAUUAUUUAACAAAAAGAAAAUUUGUA